Eimeria mitis is the source of this 522-nucleotide messenger RNA. RefSeq lists its product as uncharacterized. The record is from RefSeq and is a predicted model, not a curated record. The transcript is spliced from 6 exons. Lineage: Eukaryota; Apicomplexa; Conoidasida; Eucoccidiorida; Eimeriidae. Bases 1 to 522 code for a protein of 173 amino acids.
AUGGCGAUCUGCUGUAACAUUAGGCAAGAGGCGGAAGCGACCGUCAAUAAAAGCAUUCAACACCAAAGAGCUUUACAGAGCAAACGCCUGGCAACGCUCCCAAGCCUUUUGCUUGAGGCGGAGUCAGCAAGCCGAGCAUCUGCAGCAAAGAAGCAGCAGCAGCAGCAGCAGCAGGAAGAUGAGCAGCAGCAGCAGCAAGGAUCCAAGCAGCAGCAGCAGCAGCAGCAGCAGCAGCAGCAGCAGCAGCAGCAGCUGCAGCAGCUAGAAAAUAUUCUGAAAUCUGUGCAGCUAGAAGAGCAGCUGCUGCAGGAAUUAAAAAGCCUCAAAUUAGAUGAACAAACUUUGUUUCUCGAAGAUGCAAAAAGAAAAGAUCAAAGAUUUGUUGACAGCAUAAACGACCAAAAGGAAGAACUGAAAGCAACCGCAGCACUGAUGAACGCCGAGUAUGACGCUCUCAGGCAGCAAGCAGACAUCGAGCUUCUACGCCUUGAACAAUCGAGCUUCUACGCCUUGAACAAGUGA